AGGAACUUAUUUCGUGAUGAGUUCGUCGUCGUCGCCCUCGUUCCGGUGGCUCGACGAUGACGGAUCAAACCUUCACUAUGCCAUCUGUGAAAAGGAAGGAGAUUGUGAUGGGGUCCCACAUACCAACUACACGUACGGUGGGUCCUGCUUUUACGUCUAUCCUUUCCCUGACACCUUCCUGUUGAUGAAAUCAAUUUGCGAGACUCAUGGAAUGCAUCUGGUCUCGAUAGGAUCCGAGGAAGAGCAAGACUUCUUGGUGUCUAUUCUUCCAGACAUUAGCUCAGAUUACUGGAUAGGAUUAGACAAUAUCACCUGGCAAGACGGCUCACAGAUGAUCUUUAACAGUUUCAAAGGAUCUUUUGAUUUCGAUCUAGGGGGAACCUGUUUUAUGAUGGUAACAGAGCAUCUAGAAUGGUUUGAUCUUACAGACGACACUUCAAACGAAGGGUAUUACAUUUGUGAAAGAGAAGGCAGUGAGUAAUGAAAUUUCGUUUACAAAGAGAAUAAUUAGCCUAGUUGUAUUUAUAUAUUAUAUAUCCGAUAUUAGGUCGCCGUGUUAGCAUGAUAUGAUAACGCAAAAGAUGAUGACGAAGAGAAGAUUGGUGCUUUAAAUCCAGCAGUUUUUAUUAGGCAACAUAUUUUUUAAGUUACCCAAUGUCUUUAUCAAGACUAUGACAAACAUUAAUAAUAUCAACUAGGCGUUGUGGUG
Messenger RNA from Strongylocentrotus purpuratus (purple sea urchin), 709 nucleotides. RefSeq names its product snaclec alboaggregin-A subunit beta'-like. Gene Ontology annotation, biological process: biological process involved in interspecies interaction between organisms. Gene Ontology annotation, molecular function: carbohydrate binding. The record is from RefSeq and is a predicted model, not a curated record. Gene Ontology annotation, cellular component: external side of plasma membrane. Lineage: Eukaryota; Metazoa; Echinodermata; Echinoidea; Camarodonta; Strongylocentrotidae. Bases 17 to 481 code for a protein of 154 amino acids. The transcript is spliced from 2 exons.